ACUACAUCCUGGGGGGCCUCUUCCCCUUUGGAAUCAAAGAAGAUGCAGUUCUGGAGCGGACCCAGCCAAAGGGGGUGCUCUGUACCAAGUUCUCAGCAAUGGGACUGCUGUGGGCACUGGCUAUGAAGAUGGCCAUCGAGGAGAUCAACAACUCAUCAGCACUACUGCCAGGCGUAUACCUGGGCUAUGACCUCUAUGACACCUGCACCCUGCCGAUGGUGACCAUGAAGCCCAGCCUCCUGUUCAUGUCACAAAUUGGGAGCCGGGACAUCGGCGCCUACUGCAACUACACCCAGUACUGGCCCCGCGUGGUGGCAGUCAUCGGCCCCCACUCCUCCGAGCUUGCCGUCAUCACGGGCAAGCUCUUUGGCUUCUUCCUGAUGCCCCAGGUUAGCUAUGGGGCUGGCAGCGACCGGCUGAGCAACCGUGAGCUGUUCCCAUCAUUCUUCCGGACAAUCCCCAGUGACCGGGUGCAGCUGCAGGCCAUAGUGGAGCUGCUAAGCCUGUUUAGCUGGAAUUGGGUGGCAGCUGUGGGCAGCGAUGACGAGUAUGGCCGCCAGGGCCUGAGCCUCUUCUCCAGCCUCGCCAACAACCGGAGCAUCUGUAUUGCCCACGAAGGCGCCCUGCCGCUGCCCAGGGUCCAGGACUCCCAGGAUCUGGGUAAGGUGGAGACUCUCCUGCGGCAGAUUAACCAGAGUGCUGUGCAGGUGGUGGUCCUGUUCUCCUCUGAGGCGGCUGCCCGCAUCCUCUUCCAAUACUGCAUCUUCACCAAGGUGACCCCCAAGGUGUGGGUGGCCAGUGAGGCCUGGCUAGUGUCUGACCAGGUCCUCAAACUGCCUGGCAUUGAAGGGGUGGGCACCAUCCUAGGUUUCCUCCUGCGGGGCUCUUCGUUACCCGAAUUCAGUGACUAUGUUAAACAGUGCCUGACCCAGGCCGCCAACCAGACCUUCUGUGACACCCUGGGAGAGGCCCCGCCCCAGACUGAGGAUGACGUGGUCGGGCCGCAGUGUCCCCAGUGUGACCACAUCAGCCUCGAGAACAUCUCAGCUGGUCUGCAGCAUCACCAGACUUUCUCUGUCUAUGCUGCCGUCUACAGCGUAGCUCAUGCUCUCCACCUCUCCCUGGGCUGCAACGCCUCUGGAUGCCCCUCCCAGAACCGCACUCGGCCCUGGGAGCUCGUGAGCAAGAUGUAUGAUCUGCGCUUCCCCGCCCGCUCCCUCACCCUGCAAUUCGACAACAGUGGGAGCGUGGACAUGACCUAUGACCUGAAGCUGUGGGUCUGGCACAAUAACUCGGAGCCAGAGUUUCUUACCGUGGGCUCCUUCCGAGGGAGCCUGAAGCUCAAUCGCUCCAGGAUCCGCUGGCACAGUCAAGGGAAUCAGGAACCUGUGUCCAGGUGUUCCCGAGAAUGUGAGGAGGGCCAGGUGAGGAGGGUCAAAGGUUUCCACUCUUGCUGCUAUGACUGUCUGGACUGCAAAGCUGGAACCUACAGACAGAACAGAGAUAACUUGUCCUGUACUGCCUGUGAACACCACCAGUGGUCUCCUGAUCUCAGCACUCAAUGUUUUCCCCGGACCAUCAAAUUCUUGGCGUGGAGAGAGCCGGUGGUAAUUGCUUUACUUCUGCUGCUGCUGCUGGCGGUGAGUCUGAGUCUGGCAGCUCUGGGGCUCUUUUGCCACCACUGGAGUUCUCCAGUGGUGCGGGCCUCGGGAGGCAAUCUCAGCUGCUUUGGUCUGGGCUGCCUGACCCUGGUCUGCCUCAGUGUCCUCCAGUUCCCAGGCCAGCCCAGCAGGGUCAGCUGCCUGGCUCAGCAGCCCCUCUUCCACCUGCCACUCACUGGAUGCCUCAGCACCCUCUUCCUUAAAUCGGCCGAGAUCUUCCUGGCAUCAGAGUUCCCAGGCCAGGCAGGGCGGCUUCGCAGCUGGCUACACGGGCCCCAGGUCUGGCUGCUGGUGGCUCUGCUGAUGCUCGUAGAGGGAGCACUCUGCACCUGGUACCUGCUUGCUUUCCCCCAAUUCAUGGUGACUGACUGGCAGGCGCUGCCCCGCGAGGCCCUGGUGCAUUGCCGGGUACGCUCCUGGUUUGGCUUUGGCUUGGUGCACACAGUCAAUGUGGCACUGGCCUUCCUCUGUUUCCUGGGUACCUUCAUGGUGCAGAGCCAGGCUGGGCGAUAUAAUCUGGCCAGGGGCAUCACCUUCGCCAUGCUGGUGUACUUCAUCACCUGGAUCUCCUUCAUCCCACUCUUUGCCAAUGUGCACAAGCUCUACCAGCCAGCCAUGCAGAUGGCUGCCAUCUUGCUCUGUGCCCUUGGGAUCCUGGCCACUUUCUACCUGCCCAAGUGCUACCUGAUGCUCUGGGAGCCACACCUCAACACUCAAGAGUUUUUCCAGAGCUUUCUGGAGCUGGGGCCAUGGGAUAGAGGAGAAGACCAGGAAGGGAAGGCUGCAAAGAAAGGGAACCAGUGA
Molecule: messenger RNA, 2465 nt
Organism: Trichosurus vulpecula (common brushtail)
Lineage: Eukaryota; Metazoa; Chordata; Mammalia; Diprotodontia; Phalangeridae
Gene: TAS1R3
Product: taste 1 receptor member 3
Exons: 6
Coding region: 99-2465 (788 amino acids)
Biological process (GO): sensory perception of umami taste; sensory perception of sweet taste; G protein-coupled receptor signaling pathway
Cellular component (GO): membrane
Molecular function (GO): G protein-coupled receptor activity; sweet taste receptor activity
Source: RefSeq, a predicted model, not a curated record